UAGUGAGUCGACUCAUCGAUUCAUCUGAUACACUGAACAGAUCCGUUAAUUCCUUCAUCAAACAAGUCGUUUAGGCAAACGUUUGAGAAAAAUUGUAAAGAAAUAUGAGUACAGAUGUUAAUGAUGUGAGUCUGGAUUCUCUAUAUCAGCAGAUUUUGUUAGCUGAACAACAAACAUCCGAAAACACAGGAAAGCUCCAUGAAGUAAAAUCAUCCAUCAUUAAGGCUGAGAAGGAAAUCAAGUCCUUCACCGAGAAGCUGGAGCGUGCGUAUACUGAACUGGAUGAGAAGGCUCAGCUGGAGUCUGAAAUUUUGCUGCAGCUCAAACUGAACAAGAGACAACAGGAAGAAAUGGAGAAGAAAAAGACGGACUUGCUCGAGCAACAGAAUGGGCUCAGAGAGGAGAUGGAGCGAAUAAAAAGAGAGGUAGCAGAGGAGAAAGAGAAGUUUGUGAACACGAUCAGAACCUUCAACAGCGACUUUAACCUGCUGAAAAACAGGGACCUUGUCUUCCGCCACCAGACCAAAUCUGAAAUACAGACUCUCCAGUCGGAAUCUGAGGCACUAAGCAAAGAGAUCGAGAGGCUGAAGCAAGAAAAGACGCAGCUGAUCACCUUGCAAACCGAGCAACAGUCUUUAAGUGCAGAGCUUCAGGGGCUUCACUCACAACUAGCAGAUGUGGAGAGGGAGCUGGAGGAGGCAGUGGCACACACUGAGUCACUGAAGAUCGAAAGGGAAACCGCCAUUCAGAAACCUCAGACAGACAGCACCUGCCUCAGGCUGAAGAAAGAUCUAGAAGCACAUAAGGAGCUGGAGAUGCUGCAUGCGACCCUCAGCACAGAAAUCCACGUCUUGCUUUCGGAAUUAUCACAGAAGCCGAAGGUGUGACGAGCCUCUCAGGUCGCUUUUGUUCAGCAGUUACCCCAGUUUGACGUUCAUGGACAACGUGUUCUGUUUCAUGGUUUGUUUUUUUGCGUUCACAAAACGAUCCACAAAGCCCUAGAGUUUACACGUUUCUGUCAGGAAUCGGUCUCCGCUCAUUCCACUAAACUGCGCAAUGCUGCCCUCUACUGCACAAAGCUGUCAACGACAAGCCCAAAUACAGUCCACUUCCUGCCUGUUGUGGCCUUGAUUGUAUGGCAGAAAAUCCAGCGGUCACAGUGAUGAGGUCUUUAAUUAGUGCAGAUUACAGAUCAUUUGUUUUAAUGAUUAUUAGAUUUAUUAGUAUUAUUUUAUUUACAGCCAGCUGUAGUCCAUACUUUAGGUUGAGAUUUCACACACACACUGAAGAUGCAGUGUAUGAGAUUUUUUUUUUUGUUCAUCAGCUGCCAUCUAGUGGCCAUUUACUGACAGUACAUUGAAUAAAUAAGCAUUACAGAGA
Messenger RNA from Tachysurus fulvidraco (yellow catfish), 1380 nucleotides. It is a transcript of the gene ccdc172, whose product is annotated as coiled-coil domain containing 172. The transcript has 8 exons. NCBI's taxonomy places the organism in Eukaryota, Metazoa, Chordata, Actinopteri, Siluriformes, Bagridae. The record is from RefSeq and is a predicted model, not a curated record. Gene Ontology annotation, cellular component: cytoplasm. Bases 105 to 887 code for a protein of 260 amino acids.